Theobroma cacao (cacao) is the source of this 1229-nucleotide messenger RNA. RefSeq names its product Chaperone DnaJ-domain superfamily protein. NCBI's taxonomy places the organism in Eukaryota, Viridiplantae, Streptophyta, Magnoliopsida, Malvales, Malvaceae. The record is from RefSeq and is a predicted model, not a curated record.
UGGAGGAGGAAAAAAAAACCAAGAUUCGGUCAGAUUCAAAUGUUCUUAUCAGAACCUCGUCACUUCCUUCACGUCUUUCUUUGUUUUUCUUACUCAACCAUGCAAAAAUCCCCAUUUCUUUCGCCCCCAAAAAACCCUAAUUUUUCAUUUCUCCUAUAAUCUUGCUUCUCAUUUUUCUUGAAUUUUUUAAUAAUUUAAGCUCAUUUUUAACCCCAGAAAAGAGAAGAGGAAAUGAGCAAUUUGAGGACAAUUUGUAGACCGCACACGGUCUUUUCUUCGUUCAUGUGUUGUAGCAGGCACCACCACCACCACCACCACCAGCAUCAAGCUCGAUCCAGAAUUAGGGUUUCCUUUCGAAAUCCUAAUAUUAGGCCAUCUUUGUUCUCUCCUUGGUUGGAUUUGUCUAGAGAUUUGAGCAGGAAGGAGCCCUGGUUUCGUGUCAAUCAAAGGAGGACUCUCGUUAGGGCAUCGAAUUGGACCGAUCAAAAAUCUCCCUAUGAAACUCUUGAGUUAGAAAGGGAUGCCGAUGAAGAGCAGAUAAAAACUGCCUACAGGCGCUUGGCCAAAUUCUAUCAUCCUGAUGUCUAUGAUGGUAAAGGGGCUCUUGAAAAAGGUGAAACUGCUGAAGCAAGAUUCAUUAAGAUUCAAGCUGCUUAUGAAUUGCUCAUAGAUGUGGAGAGACGGAGACAAUAUGAUAUGGAUAACCGGGUCAAUCCGAUGAAGGCAUCUCAAGCGUGGAUGGAGUGGCUUAUGAAAAAGAGAAAAGCUUGGGAUCAGCGGGGUGAUAUGGCUGUUGCAGCUUGGGCUGAGCAGCAGCAGCGUGAGUUGAAUCUCCGUGUCCGCCGUCUUUCUCGUUCUAAGAUAGAUCCUGAAGAGGAGAGAAAAAUCUUGGCAAAAGAAAAGAAGGCAUCAAUGGAACAGUUUAGCAAUACUCUUAAGCGGCAUACCCUUGUGCUAAAGAAGAGGGAUUUGAUGCGAAAGAAAGCAGAGGAAGAAAAGAAGAAGGUUAUAAAUCAGCUUUUAGCUGCAGAAGGCCUUGAACUUGAUACAGAUGAUGAAUCUCAAUAGAAAAAUUCGUAUAUAUGGGCCACCAUUUAAUUCUUUAUGUAGCACAUGGUAGAUCCCCAAUGCAUAUACAUACUUUUGUGCUUAAAAGAAAGGAAAAGGAGAAACUGUAUAUAAAAUUGUUCCAAAUAUAAGAAAGAAAUUGUUAUUUACGAUUGAAAGUU